Messenger RNA from Drosophila rhopaloa, 1221 nucleotides. RefSeq names its product putative gustatory receptor 98b (gene Gr98b). The record is from RefSeq and is a predicted model, not a curated record. NCBI's taxonomy places the organism in Eukaryota, Metazoa, Arthropoda, Insecta, Diptera, Drosophilidae. The coding region runs from base 1 to 1221 and encodes 406 amino acids. Gene Ontology annotation, molecular function: sweet taste receptor activity. Gene Ontology annotation, biological process: sensory perception of taste. Gene Ontology annotation, cellular component: neuronal cell body; axon; dendrite. The transcript is spliced from 4 exons.
AUGGUAGCAAAAAAGAGUCGCCUGUUGGUCACAGCUCUUCCGUAUCUUCAGAUCUUUUCCGUUUUUGGCCAGACGCCACCGCCCCAAAGUUUUGGUAGUACCAUACAAAAACGCGUUAAAAGGUACUUGUUGAGCGGAUUCGUGUGCUAUGCAGCUGCUAUUCUUGUGUUUGUCUUUUCUAUAACCUACAUAAAUAUAAUCGCUAUAAUCGAGGAAGUCUUGGAUUAUAAUGUGGCCGACUUUACCAAAGUAAUGGGUAUCAUACAGAAGAGCCUGAUUUCUGUAAUGGCCAUUGCCAAUCAACUAAACAUGCUGCUUAACUAUCGUCGCCUUGGCGGAAUCUAUGAGGACAUUGCAAAUCUGGAGAAGGAUAUAGACGAAGCCUCGCAGUGUUUCGGUGGACAUGGCCAGCGCUACAGUUUCCGCUUCCGUUUGGCUAUCAUUGUUGGUCUGUGGUUGAUUCUGCUGGUGGGUUUACUGCCCCGAUUCACCCUCUUUGCCCUGGGCCCCUAUGUCAGCUGGCCUAGUAAAAUUCUCACCGAGCUUGUAAUUGUAAUGCAGCAGCUCAAGAGCCUGGAAUAUUGUGUGUUUGUCCUGCUGGUCCACGAAAUGGUGCUGCGAUUGCGCCAUACCCUUCAUCAACUGCAGGUGGAGUUGGAGGACUGCAAUCGCCAGGAUAUGCUCCAAGCUCUAUGUGUGGCUCUCAAGAGAAAUCAGCUACUUAUUGGCCGCAUUUGGAGACUGGAGAGCGAACUGGGCAGCUACUUCUGUCUGCCCGUGAUGCUGCUGUUUAUUUACAACGGACUCACCAUCCUGCAUGUUCUCAAUUGGGCAUAUAUCAACACAUUCAUCGAAAACGAUUGCUGUCGCUAUGACCGGUUCGGAACUUGCUUGAUUCUUUUAUUCAACUUGUUAAUGGCAUGCCUUCUUAGUCAGCGGUGCAUUAAUGCUUACAAUAGUUUUCCACGCAUCCUUCACCAAAUUCGUUGCUUGUCUGUAUCAUCAGAUUUUCCGAUGUUAACCAGGGGACUACGUGAAUACUCCUUGCAAAUGCAACACCUGAAGCUUCGCUUCACCUGCGGAGGAUUCUUUGACAUCAAUUUGCAAUACUUUGGCGGGAUGCUGAUCACUAUAUUGGGAUAUACCAUAAUUCUCAUACAAUUCAAGGUUCAAGCGAUUGCGGAAACAAAAUAUAAGUCAAGCCUCAACAGUAGCGCUUAA